Molecule: messenger RNA, 1607 nt
Organism: Harpegnathos saltator (Jerdon's jumping ant)
Lineage: Eukaryota; Metazoa; Arthropoda; Insecta; Hymenoptera; Formicidae
Product: venom acid phosphatase Acph-1
Exons: 7
Coding region: 90-1334 (414 amino acids)
Biological process (GO): dephosphorylation
Molecular function (GO): phosphatase activity
Source: RefSeq, a predicted model, not a curated record
AAGAGAAUUUCGAACAGUGUACUUGCGAAAAGAAGAAGUUUAUCUCUUCCAUCUGACUUGCUCGAUAAACACAUCACGAGUUCUAAGCGAUGGUUCGCUCCCUGAUUGCGCAGGAUUUAUUACGUGCUUAUCUUCUCAUUGUGCUCCGACGCAUCACCGCCGGUUUCCUCCUUUUCUGCGCCAUACUGUGCGUCACGAUUGCGCAAUAUUGCACGGAGGAAAGGCUCGAUGUAGUUUGCGACGAGAGACAGUCCGAGUUGCAUUUGGAGCUGGUCCAAGUGUUAAUGAGACAUGGACAACGAACGCCCCUGUUGAAAGAAUUCUACCCUAAGGACAUAUACAACGAGUCGAGUUAUGAGCCGUGGGGUAUCAGUCAAUUGACUAACGAUGGGAAGAUGACGGAGUAUCGUAUUGGGACAAUGUUGCGGAGACGCUACGACGCUUUUCUAGGACCGCUCUAUCAUCCGCGAGACGUCUACGCUAUCAGCACGGACUUGGAUCGCACGAAGAUGUCUUUGCAAUUAGCAUUGGCAGGGCUGUACCCUCCGCAGGGAAAUCAACAAUGGAAUCCAGACUUGAAUUGGUUCGGCAUUCCUACGAACUACAUGCCGGGGAAAGUGGACUUGAUGAGAUCAUCAUGUCCAUCAUAUGCAGCAGCUUUAGAAGAGGUGAAAAAUACGAAUGAAAUUCGUGACAAAGUCGCAUUUUACCACGAUUUCUUCAAGUUUUUAAGCAGAAAAACUGGAUUGACUAUCACGGAGCCCAUGCAAGUUUAUGAGCUCUAUAACGGAUUAACGGCGCAGAAAAGCAUGAAUCUUACUUUGCCGGAGUGGUGCACCGACGAGGUAUAUCGGAUGAUGCAGGAGCUCGUGCUCCUGGAAUAUGACAUUCGUUCAUAUACGACCCAACUGAAGCGACUAAACGGAGGCUUCCUCGUGAAGAAGUUUAUCGACAACAUGAACCCGAAAAUCAAGCAUGAUGUUAAGCGCAAAAUAUACAUUUACAGCGGCCAUGAAGUAAAUAUCGCUGCGUUUGCUAAAGCUCAUAACAUAACUGAUAAUGAGACAUUACCGGACUUCGGAUCAACGUUCGUCGUCGAGAAACUACGAGAUGAACACUUCAAUUUCUACGUCAGGAUAUUCUAUUGGACUGGCAUCACGCAAAAACUCCUCCUCAUGAAAUUGAAGCACUGCGACGACGUUUGUCCUAUGGACAUUUAUUUGGAGCUCAUGCGUGAUGUGAUACCGUCGGACGAGGAGGCGACUUGCUUGUGGAACAAUAUUACCAAGGAGGAAUUGGUGCAACUUUAUUCCGACAAAUUGGAAUUGAAUUAAAUAUUUAUCAUACUGUUAUAUUUGUGACGCUAUGAAUAUUUAACACAGCGGAAAACAAAAAAAUAACGCGUCGAUGAACAUUGAUCUAACUUUAUUUCUUACUUCCUACAACGUGGGCUUUAUAUCAUCUUCUACUUGAAGAGAUAGUAUCAGCUUCGAGAAAUUUCUUUUAUCUCAAGUGUAAAGUUUUCUAAUCAGUACUAAAUAUUUUUGAUUACAUUUGAUUCGCAUACUGUCGCUGAGAGGAUUUUCACAUACUCACGCACAUAUAAA